GUUUCAUACCAUGCGCACGUUAGUACUAGGCACCGUCAUUCACUCACACUCUUGACUUCAAAUUUUCUUCUUCAAUCUGAAAACCCCUCCAAAACCCUAGAAAACCUGCUCUCGUUGAAGCGAUCAGAUUCCGGCAAAAAAUGCCCGGAAUCUCAUCGGAGUCCGGCGAAUCAUCAUCUCUCGUCCCAUUCUCGCCUGAAGUCGGAGACCCCGUCGUCUACCCCCUCCACCACGGCCUCAAGCCCCCAAUCUCUCGCCUCUCCAUCUCUUGGUCCCGCGGCAACUCUCUUCGCGUUUCGGUUUUCCUGAAACCUCAGUCCGAUGCCGAUGACAGUGAAAUUGGGGGCAAAGUGGUGGAGGUGAAGCUCGGUAGUGGAGAUGGUGAGAUCGACGACGCGCAGUGGCGGAGGAUUGCCUACGGUUCGGUCUCACCGUUUGCGCUUCUUCAGAGCCGGAAGAACUCGAUGUCUGCGUUGUCGAAAAUGUCUGCGAGCUCGUCUGCUUAUGAAGCUGAUUGGUGGGAAUAUGUUAUGGAGUAUAGUAGUGACAUAAAUUUUCUUCUUGGUGGUCAAAAGUUGCCACCUAGUUCAGUGAUUGAAGACCCAAAGACAAUUUUAAAGAAAGUUGAGGAGCCAACCUGCUUGAAAUCUGCAUGGGAGUUGCUGGAAAUAUUUUAUGCAGACAAGCAUUCUCAAGCUUGGAUGCCUGAACGGCUUCUUGAUUGGUUAGCUGAUUAUGAUAGCUUACUGUCUGGAACUCAGCCAACAGUUAAUUCAAAACUUGUCAAUUUUCAAAAAGAUCUAGUCAGUUUGCAGGCAAUCGAAGAUGAUCCUAAAUACUGGGAAGCAAUGUCAUCACCAUUGGCAGUUGGUUGGCUAGAUAUUGCGGUGAAAAUGUUGCACUUGCAUGGAUCGUAUCAGCUUGAUCAGCUUGGUAACCGUGAGAUAGAGAAUGGACUGGUUGAAGCAGUUGCUGUUUUGAUUUCAAAAAUGCCACGUUUGCGUCCUGAAUUGGCACCUGGGAAAUUAGGUGAAUGCUAUAAAACCAAGCCUGAUUUUAUUAAGGCAUGGGAGAAAUGGCGGGCACAAUUAACUAAGCUAGACUGCAGUACAUACUGGGUUCAGUGUGAUCACAAUCGGACCAAGGAGGGCUUGAAAUACUUGCUACAAAUCAUGCUGGGAAAUGCUAAUAUUCUCUCCUCUUCGACAUGUAAUUGGAUAGAGCUGCAUAUUUCUCACUUGUUAUACAUUAGACCAUUCACUAUGGGUUUAGAGAGCAUGUACAGCCUAGCUCAGAAAUGCAUGCAGUUAAAGCCAAUGUCUUCUCCGCAUAAGUUGAUGGGACUUUUAAUUGGCAUUCUAGCGGAAAAUACAGAGGUUGUGUUAGCAGAGUGUUCAAGAUCAUUUGGUCCUUGGAUGGUUGCCCAUGCUAUAGAGUUGUUGACAGCUGGGAGCACUCAAGCAGAAAUUCUUUUACAUGAAGAGCGUUACAAUCUGGGAGGAAUCAGCAUGGAGGAGCUCCAUCGACUUGUCUAUGCUCAAGUUCUAUCUUCACAUGCAUUGACUUGGCAAAUUGCUCCAAUAUACUUGACAUCAUGUAUGAAACAAGGAAUGGGCCUGUUGGAGAUUUUGUUGUACAAGCAACCUGUGCAGCAUAAUCAAUUACUCCUCAAGAACAUAGAGAUUUGCCGUCUAUAUGAACUAGACAGUGUUAGUUCAAAGAUAAUGAAGAUUGCUGGAGUGCAUCACUGGAAGCAUGGAAAGAAAGGUUCUGGAGUCUUCUGGCUUCAGCAAGCUCAGGAUGAAGUUUGUUUAAACAGAAUUGCUCAGCAGUUGUUCAAUUUUGUUGGAAAGUCUAUCUCUGAUGAAAGUCUCAAGCAAUGGGAAGGAUUAAUUGAAUUGUUGGGUUCUGAGUCGAGGACUGCUGGAGGUCUCGAGUUUCUGCACAAGUAUAGGGAUUUCAAAAGAUCCCUUCAGCAGGUUCAUGAUGGAAUUGCUACUGAUGCCGCUCAGAAAGCCGUUGAAUCCCUUAUAUCGCUUAUGAAAAAUCCAUCCACACCUCAACGGUUUUGGCUGCCUCUUCUAUAUGACUCGUUAAAAUUAUUGAAUUGGCAGGAUCGUCCUCUACUGAAUGUCUCUCAGACUAACCUUUUGUUAAAUAAGCUGCAAGAGUUGUCCAUGGCAAGGCUGCGACCAGACUUCAUUGAAGCAGACUUGCCAUCUCAGGCUUUGAGUUCUGUCAGGCUAGCUCUUGCGACUAAUCUAGGACGUGCCAUCCUCGAAGAAUGAUGCUUUGCUUGCCAUGGAAUUCAGCAGAUGUCAAUGCGUAGUUGGUUUUCUUGCCUCUCUGUCAUCACUGCACCAUUGAGUAGUAUAAUUAUUUGUUCUCUUAUUUUUUUCCACCCUCAUUUGCUGGUAGAUCUCUGUUCCCACAUUUUGGUACAACGGGGUGAAUCUAUCUUUGCCAAGAAAAUGAGAAAUGGUGGGCAGGAUGAUAGAAUGUGCCAUGACCGGGAGAGAAGCUCUGCUCUUUAACCACUUCUUCUGUUACUUUGUGAUUUAUGUUGUAAUAUUCUCUAAUGCAUUGCAAAUGAUGCAGAAAUGCAUGAUGAAGUAGAUGAAAAGAGAACAUAUAAAUAUGCAGAAUUGGCCCGAGGUGCCUGUUUGAGGUUUCAGUCAGUGGCAACUAAUUUAUGUGCUAUUUUGUUGAGGCGAAAUUUUUAUUUGCACCUGAAAGGUUAGGCGUGUGCCAUGAGCAUCUGACAAUGUGUUUGGGAAUUACGACUGUAGCAAAUAGCAAUCAGGUAGAGACUCUGUGGAUUGUAUGUUCAAGUGGUCGAACAUGUAAAGAAAUCCAUUUGAGUUGGAGACCAUGUAUAAUUUAAACAUUUGUUUGUCACUGUUUUGAGUAAACUGGUAUGAUGAGUAAAUUUGAAAAUUUAUUAGAAACUUUUCAGUCA
This is a messenger RNA of Camellia sinensis, 2959 nucleotides long. The record is from RefSeq and is a predicted model, not a curated record. NCBI's taxonomy places the organism in Eukaryota, Viridiplantae, Streptophyta, Magnoliopsida, Ericales, Theaceae.